This is a messenger RNA of Beta vulgaris subsp. vulgaris (sugar beet), 725 nucleotides long. RefSeq names its product non-specific lipid transfer protein GPI-anchored 7. The transcript is spliced from 3 exons. NCBI's taxonomy places the organism in Eukaryota, Viridiplantae, Streptophyta, Magnoliopsida, Caryophyllales, Amaranthaceae. The coding region runs from base 120 to 614 and encodes 164 amino acids. The record is from RefSeq and is a predicted model, not a curated record.
GGCAAAAGUGACGACAACUAAACCAAAACCCGUGAAAAACACAAGUACUGUUCACUGCACAUUCUCUACUCAUCAAGGAGAUCUAGAGAGACAGAUUCUUGAUUUUACUCAAUUUGAAGAUGAAUAAAUCAGCAGUGAUAGUUCUAAUGACAGUAUGUAUAUUGGCGUGUGCGUGGGCGCAGAGCCAAGAAGGAAUACCCAACUGCGCAACAAAGCUAGCACCGUGUUUCAGCUACUUAAACGGCACCACUAAACCAUCCAUGGAAUGCUGUAAUCCACUCAAAGAAGUUGUCAAAACUGAAAGACCAUGUCUUUGCAGCAUUUAUAACAACCCUGCUUUAAUUCAGACUUUUCAUAUUAAUGUCACUCAAGCCCUCAAUCUUAUCACUCUUUGUCAUGUUGAUGGUGUCAAAGAUCCCAACAUUUGCAAAGCUACAGCUUUAUCUCCAUCUUCAUCUUCAUCUUCGGCUUCUACUGGAUCAACUUCAGCUCCUUCAGGGACCUCAUCUGGAAGCAGUACUCCUGGCAAUGCUGCUACUAAGAUUACUUGGGCGGGCUCGGCUGGAUUAGCCUCUAUCUUACUAGUAUUUGGUGCAUAUACAAUGCUGUAUUAGAUAUUUUGCUGUUCUCUCUAAUUAUGUCAUGUACUUUAUUAAGAGCUUAUAUGUAAUCAUCUUCAUAACCAUAAUUUAUAUUAUAUAUAAUGAGGCAUGCUUCACUUCUAA